Endocarpon pusillum Z07020 is the source of this 1761-nucleotide messenger RNA. RefSeq lists its product as uncharacterized. The transcript has 5 exons. NCBI's taxonomy places the organism in Eukaryota, Fungi, Ascomycota, Eurotiomycetes, Verrucariales, Verrucariaceae. Bases 1 to 1761 code for a protein of 586 amino acids. The record is from RefSeq and is a predicted model, not a curated record.
AUGUCUGCCGCAAAGAGCAGGCUUGCGAAACUUGCGUCGCAUUUUCUCCCCGCAUCUUCUCCGCAAGUAGCUGAUGCGCCUGAUGUUGAGUUCAGGCAUUGCCAUCAUAUUCAUACGUUGUCGCCAACCUUUUUCUUACCCCGAGCAGCACAGAUUGAACCUGAGGCAAUUGCAAUUUACCAUCGUACCGCAAACAAUCAGAUACUGCGACGGACAUAUCUGCAGGCCGCUGAUCGAGCGAGAGGCUUUGCCUACUUUGUUAAGAAGAGAGAAUAUAACAAGGUUGGGAUCUUGUGUCCCAACACGCCUGCUUUUCUUGAAGCAAUUUUUGGGAUAGGAGCUGCUGGUGCAGUCAACGUUGCUGUUAAUUAUCGCUUGAAAUCUGAAGAUAUAACAUACAUCUUUGACCAUGCCGACGUCGAUGCGAUUCUUGUGGACGUGGAGUUUCAGCAAUUACUUGAUGGCUUCCGAAAAGACCAUCCGAAUAUCCCCUUUUUGAUCGACACCGAUACUGAAUUUUCACAUGGCCCAUUCGCUGGCCCGUACGAUGAGGCUGUGCUUGAGGGAUUGGAGUAUGAUAAAGAGACUGGUAGUAAAGGCUGGGAUGGCCUCGAGACGCUUCCCCCUGAUGAGAACGCGGUCAUGGCUCUUGCAUAUACAAGUGGCACCACAGCCAGGCCGAAAGGUGUUGAAUACACGCAUCGAGGAGCUUAUAUGGCCACUAUGGGCAAUGUGAUAGAGUCGGGGCUAAAUUACCACAAAGGAAGAUGUCGAUAUUUAUGGACGUUGCCGAUGUUUCAUGCUAUGGGAUGGACAUUCCCCUGGGCUGUGACGGCUGUCCGUGGCACACACUAUUGUUUAAGGAAGAUUGACUAUCCAGAGAUCUGGCGCUUGUUGAAGGAAGAACACAUUACUCACUUCAAUGCUGCUCCAACAGUCAACACACUUCUGUGCAAUGAUAACAAUGCUGAACGCCUGCCUGAUCCCGUCAGAGUGACCGUAGCUGCCAGCCCGCCGACUGCACAUUUGUUCGAGCAGAUGACGGGUUUGAACUUACAUCCAGUACAUGUAUACGGCUUAACUGAAACGUAUGGCCCUAUAACGAAGAGUUACCACAUGCCUGGUUGGGAUGAUCUGCCUGAUAAAGAGAGGUACCAGAAGAUGGCUCGUCAGGGUCAUGGAUUCGUGUCCAGUCUACCAAUUCGGGUAAUCAAAACAGAUGUGCCCGAAGGGAACAUUGUUGACGUGGAACGAAAUGGAGAGGAGAUUGGGGAGAUCGUAUUUGCCGGUAACAUAUGUGUAAAGGGGUAUUACAAGGAUCCAGAAGCAACCAGGAAGCUAUUUGCAGGAGGUGUUUUGCACUCCGGUGACCUGGCCGUUAUGCAUCCUGAUGGAGCAGCUCAGAUCCUGGACAGAGCUAAAGAUAUUAUCAUCAGUGGCGGCGAGAACAUAUCUUCUCUUGCUCUGGAAUCAAUGCUCGUCACACAUCCCGACAUCCUCGAAGCGGGUGUAGUCGCAGUCAAAGAUGAGCAGUGGGGAGAAAGACCAAAGGCAUUCGUCACAAUUCAAGCCGGCAAAAAGAUGAAAGGCGAGGAUGUGGUUCAUUGGGCGAAGAAUAACAGCAGUAUCAGCAGGUUCAUGGUUCCGAAAGAAGUCGAAGUCGUGGAAGAAUUGCCGAAGACAAGUACAGGUAAGAUCAAAAAGAAUGUACUGAGAGAAUGGGCAAGGGGCGGAAAGCCCGAAAGGAUUACAAAUGCAUGA